CAUUAUAUAGGAUGCCCCAUCUGAAAGAACCUCAUUCUUCCCAUUCCCAUCGAAUCGAAACCCUAGUUGCUAAUUUCUUCAUCUCAACGCGCAAUUCAAACAUUCGUCGAUCUGACAGAGCACGUCGUUCAUCCGCUAACAACAACAUCGCUCGCUUGAAGCUUCCUCCGACGGCCUCCACCGCUGCAAGCAGGAUCUAGGGGUGUUUGGUUUCAUCCUCACAGGUUGGAGGAGGUAAUACAAGCUUUGGCCUCGUACCUAACAAAAUCCAAGCCUAUUAGGUAUGGAAGGUCCUACUCGCCAUCAAAUUGUUAUGCCGUUGCCCACAUAUGUGCAUGAAUAUCCAGCUCACAAUUAUAGGGGUAGGACAAUUGAGAGAGAAUCUCCUCAUCAUGGAGUUGAUUAUGGACUAGUUAAAAAAUUAGGUAGAGAAGUAGAGUUGAGUGAAUGGCAGAGAAAGCAGUUUUCUGGUGAAGGUCCGAAGAGAUUUCAAACUUCUAAGACAACAUACAGUCUUAUUAAUGGACAACAGCGUCAAAGUCCAAGAGCUCUAAUUGAUGCAUUUGGAGGUGACAAACGGCUGGGUAGAAAUGGUAUAGACAAGGUUUUGACAACGUCAUGGCAGAAUACUGAAGAGGAGGAGUUUAAUUGGGGAGAUAUGAGUCCAAAAUUAGCAGAACAUAAUACAAAUAAUGGUUAUCUGCAGUCAACUACUGGUUUCACCACGGGAAAGCCAGUUAUCGUUGGAGCUAACGCAAUUUCUUCUGAGCAAGAUACCAGGAAGGGUUGGUCUAGUGGGUCUCAGCUUCCUCCUGUUGAUGAUUCCUCAGUUAUAGCAGAAGAUGCAUUCACCUCUUCAGCUUAUUCUGGUGUAUCACUGGGUCAGGUAUCUGGAUUCCAGAACCCAAUAAAUCAGAGUCAAGGCUCUGGUCAGCGUAUUGAUGCUUGGAAGAUUUCUAGUCAUCCAUCUGUUUCUACCCGACACCCCUUUAAUAUUGAGAACAAAGACUUCAAUAACGGGAACCUACAUCAGUUGCCUAAUCAGCUAGCUGGCCUGCUUUCAUCUAACCCUCAAAACCGAGGACAAGCACCACAACUACAGUUUUUUCCAUCUCAGGAUCCGGCAGCAUCACAAUUUAGUGGGAGCUCUUUUCCAGGACAUGGUGCUGCUAGAAAUACACAUUUGUCAAACGCGCCACCAAAUAUGGCAUUCCCUUUACCCGGCCAAAAUAUGGUGAAUAACUCUUUUCAUUUGCUGGGGGCAGCCUUGCCACCCUUACAUCCAGCCCGACCCCCAUUGCUACCUCAUCCUUAUCCUACUCCUCUUGUUUCAAGUCAGCAGCCAACUGUUCCAUAUUCUAAUUUGAUUAAUUCACUCGUGGCCCAAGGUGUAUUCUCAUGGGCUAAUCCGGUCCCUGCACAGGAUUCUGUUGGAAUUGAGUUCAAUCUGGAUAUUCUGAAGGUUCAUCAUGAAUCUGCAAUCAGUGCUUUAUAUGGUGAUCUCCCUAGACAAUGCAGAACUUGUGGUCUCCGUUUCAAAUGCCAAGAUGAGCACAGUAAUCACAUGGAUUGGCAUGUGACUAAGAACCGGAUGUCUAAAAACCGUAAGCAGAAGCCUUCUCGUAAGUGGUUUGUGAGUGUGAGGAUGUGGCUUAGUGGUGCAGAGGCAUUAGGAACAGAAUCAGCUCCAGGUUUUUUGCGAACUGAUACGGUUGAGGAAAAGAAAGAUGAUGAAGAGUUGGCUGUUCCUGCUGAUGAGGACCAGAAUACAUGUGCAUUAUGUCUAGAACCUUUUGGUAAGUUUUACAGUGAUGAAACGGAGGAUUGGAUGUAUAGAGGAGCUGUGUAUCUUAAUGCACCCAACGGAACAACAGCAGGCUUGAACAGGUCACAAUUAGGCCCCAUCAUUCAUGCUAAGUGCAGAUCUGAAUCUAGUGUGGCUCCAUUUAAUGAUUUUGCGCUGGAUGAAGGGGGCACCAGUGAGGAAGGGAGUAAAAGAAAACGAAUGCGGCAUUGACUUGAGUUGAGCAUUUUUUAGCGCUGUAACUAAUGAGUUUCUGUUUAGUGAAUGCUUUUACAUCAUUUUUUAAGUAGAGCUGAAUCUUUUGUAAAUGCUACAUAUCUGGGAAUUGGCAAGGAUUCAUGCGUACAACUUACUGUCUUAUUUACUGUAUUUUAUGUAACUCGUGCACACAUGAGAGUGCAAAUUUCAGACAUUUGAUCUUUCUUCUUUCGUUAAAUUAAUAAUGCGAGUUAUUUUACUUCCAA
This is a messenger RNA of Lotus japonicus, 2268 nucleotides long. RefSeq names its product polyadenylation and cleavage factor homolog 4-like. NCBI's taxonomy places the organism in Eukaryota, Viridiplantae, Streptophyta, Magnoliopsida, Fabales, Fabaceae. The record is from RefSeq and is a predicted model, not a curated record. Gene Ontology annotation, cellular component: mRNA cleavage factor complex; cytoplasm. Gene Ontology annotation, molecular function: RNA polymerase II complex binding; mRNA binding. The transcript is spliced from 5 exons. The coding region runs from base 284 to 2017 and encodes 577 amino acids. Gene Ontology annotation, biological process: termination of RNA polymerase II transcription.